Molecule: messenger RNA, 1915 nt
Organism: Petromyzon marinus (sea lamprey)
Lineage: Eukaryota; Metazoa; Chordata; Hyperoartia; Petromyzontiformes; Petromyzontidae
Molecular function (GO): GTPase activity
Source: RefSeq, a predicted model, not a curated record
UAGGCGUGGCUUCGCGCAAGGGGGCGGUGUCCCCGCGGCCUGCUCGCGCUCCCCGCGGGAGCCGGGCCUCCCUCGCCUGUCGACGUUGCCGAGCGAGGCCGGCCACCCUCCGAUGCCGGCUGCGCCGCGACCCCGCGCCGCCGCCAACGCCGCCGAGGCGGCCGCGCUCUCGGCCAACGAGCGCAUCCUGCAGGCGUGCCACGAUGCGUACACGCAUCCCGACAAGGGUCUCAUCGUCAUCGCGGCGGAGCUGGGACUCAGCCUCCUGCCACCUCGGAAGAAAAUCACCGUCAUGAUCCUGGGCAACCACUCGGCUGGGAAGAGCUCCUUCAUUAACUGGUAUGUAGAGGAGCACGUGCUGAGAACGGGCGUCGCCAUCGAGACACAGGGAUUCACAUUCGUCACGAGUGGACGCAAGCGGGAGUCGCUCACUGGAAAUGCGACGCUGCACUUGUACCCGCACUUCAAGGCACUGCAGGAGAUCAAAGGCGUGACCGAAUACCUGGGUACCGAGAUCUCCACUUCCAAGCAGAAGAAGUUCAGCCUUGUGACGUUCAUCGACACACCGGGCCUGGUGGACGGGGACAUGAAGUAUCCCUUUGACGUUGACAGCACCAUCCAUUGGCUCGGUGAGCUGGCAGACCUAAUAUUCGUGUUUUUCGACCCGAUGGGCCAGGCGCUCUGCAAGAGAACGCUCAACAUCGUGGAGCGACUCAACGAGCACCAGGGCGACAAACUGCGCUUCUUCCUGAGCAAGGCAGACGAGGCGGGCACCGAGAUCGACCGCCAGCGUGUCAUGAUGCAGAUUGUGCAAGAGCUGUGCAAGCGGCCAGGCCUGAACAAGUGUGGCUUCGACAUGCCCACCAUCUACAUCCCCAACCCCAACCGGGCGAGCCGCUGUGUCAAUCAGAUGGAGGACGUGUGCCGCACGAUUGAGAAGACCAUCGACCAGAUGGUGCAGACGACGCUGAACACGCUGGAGAGGGACUGCGACGUCAUCGCGCUUCACGUCACGCAGAAGCUCGCGGACGACAGCGAGGCGCGGCAGCAUAACCGAACGGCGUGGGUCCGCGGGCUGCUGUACGGGCUGCUGGCGCUGGUGCUGCCACUGUCGCUGCUGGCCGACUUGCUUCACAAUUCGCUCGAGUACGGCACCAUCGAGGCGGCGCUGGGGCCCAACCUCACCGAGCUGCUCUACGUGAUCUCGGUGCCGUUUAACCUGCUGUGGAACGUGGUCCCCGAGGAGAGCCACUCCACGGCCUUCCUCGUCGUGCUGGGGCUCACAGCCAUCCUCUUCUAUCUGGCCAAGAUGCCCAGGACGAGGUCUGUCCUCACCAAGAAAGGGAAGCGCCAGCUGCUGGAGAUCCACGAGUACGUGCGGGAGGUGGUGAAGCCAAGGAAGAGAGAGCUGUACAGGGAGUACUUGAAGCAGAGUGUUGGAGAGCAAGACAUGGACUGAAGCCUCACCACUUGCACCAUUCUGACACUUAGUACUUCCUUUUAGCCAGAAAGUCCUGAAUGCUGUUCCGAGAAUUAUUUUCGCAUGCUACAUCCAUCUCGCCUCGUUUCAUCCUACACCAGUUCGUAAGCUUAAAUUGAUAUAUAUUUCAAUAAGUUAGUAUUAUGGAUCGGCCUAGUGGUUAGUGGUAGUGCCUUAAGCCGGUAAUCCCUACUCCAUUUCAGCCGAGCAGCUCUCCGAGAAAUACGACUUGAGAAAUGUAACGUUGCGGAAGGAUACCCGCUCAGCGCGUCUCUGUUAUAUUUGAGCCCCUUGUUAGUAAGUGCUUGACUACCCUCACCUACUACCGCCCCUGUGUAUCACUGUGUGUGUGCUUUCAGUUGAAUCUCAUUUGUAUUGUCAAAAGCCCUAGUACAUGACACUGGAUUCUUUAAAAAAAAUCGAAACCACGCUAAA